Molecule: messenger RNA, 2767 nt
Organism: Osmerus eperlanus (European smelt)
Lineage: Eukaryota; Metazoa; Chordata; Actinopteri; Osmeriformes; Osmeridae
Gene: sh3rf2
Product: SH3 domain containing ring finger 2
Exons: 10
Coding region: 3-2300 (765 amino acids)
Molecular function (GO): protein binding
Source: RefSeq, a predicted model, not a curated record
GCAUGAAGCUCCAUCAGAGCAGACAGCCCUCUUCAAAGAUGGAGGAGUUGGCCCUCCGGGGGCAGAAUGGCAGGACCAGAGAGGCUGCCCAGUACAUGGAGCCCUCUCUGGGGCAGGAAAGCAGGCCCACUCAGCACAGAGAGAGGCAAGGAGGCAAGGGUGUAUCCAGAGAGGCCCUCAGCCUCUCAGGGGAGCCUGAGGGGGCUCCUGGUGACAUCAUCAUUCUGGGACAGAAGGUGGAGGAAGACAUGCACUAUGGUGACAUAAUCAUGAUAAAUCUAAGCAGCUCUGAGCUGGCUCCUUCCAACACUGUGAGCAGUCUACAGGUCCUCAAGCAGCAGUAUCAGCACCAGCCUCAACGACAACAUCACCACCAACAACAAUAUCAUCAUCAACAACAACUAGAACUCCAGCCACAGCCCCAGAUGGCCCUCUGCAAGGCCCGGUACAACUUUGACCCCAAGCAGCUGGGUCUGGAGGACUGCAAGGACUGCCUCACCUUCCUCAAGGGAGACCUCCUCACAGUCAUCAGGAGAAUAGAUGACGACUGGAUUGAAGGGAAGCUCGGGGACAAAGUUGGGAUUUUUCCUCUUCAAUUUACAGAGAAAAACUCUGCGGCUGCCAAGCUUCUCGAGGGAAGGAACAAAGUGAGUGACUCGUCAGAUUAUCCCCCUCAACUAGGGAGCGGUAAUGGGACCAAGCUUGACCGGAACACUGCUGAUGUGUCCAACUGGACAGCAGUCGUAGGGGCACCCCAGGGUCCUUCCAAGAUCCCCAACAUCCAUGACCUUCCUGCCCAGCCCCCCCAGGCACCACCCCCCCACUACAUCAGCCUGAAGCGCCCCCCCCAGGGCCACCCCCCAAGCCUCCCCAGGCCCCUACGGCCCCGGGAGCCCCCCCACAACUUGACCAGCACAGUUCACCACUCUGGGACCUUCUUACGGCGUGUCAAGCACUGCUCUCAACACACACACAGACACCUGUCACACGUGAGGUCACAGUGUGUAUGUGUGUGUGUAUGUAUGCUGGAAGAAACAAACAGGGGUGAGAGGAGGAUGAACGAGACUCCUCCCACUAUCACUAUGGCUCUGAUCAACCCCCAGACCUCUUCCUCCUCUUCUUCAGCCGACACCAAACUGCCAUCUUCCACCCAGCAGCUCUCCAUCAGCGUGUGUGCUGCUCUGUACUCCUACAAGCCCCGGCGUCCGGAGGAGCUGGAGCUGAGGAGGGGGGAGAUGGUGGGCGUGUACGGCAGUUUCAAGGAGGGUUGGCUCCGUGGCCUGUCACUUAGGACGGGUAAAGUGGGCAUUCUGCCAGGCAACUAUGUCACCCCAGUGCUCAGAACUUCAGCCAGGCUUCUAGAAUCAAAAGUUGCUUCUGUGGCCUCCGGAACAGUGCCUGGAAAAAGAACGUCGGGUUCCAAAGGCCCAGCGGUGGUCGUCGCCCUUGACAGAGUUGAUUCAGAAGGAACCUCCUUCUCAGAAGGACAGGCCCCGUCUGGCAGUGGGGGGGGGCAGCCUGUGUUGUCAUCAACAGGCGCAGGGAGAAUGUCCCUGAACGGGGGGUCCCAAGGAUGGGACAAAGUCAGACGAGCCUUCCAUUCAUCACAUAGAGGCUCAGCUCAGAGAGGAAGCCAUUACGCCUCCUCCAGCUGGGGCCUCCAGCCACACGGCUACUCCCCUACUCUGCCCAGGAAGAAGCACAGCUUGCUGCCCCAGCCCGCAUGGAUGCUGGGGAGGACGUCUGAGCCCAUAGCGCCCUCUGCUGCCAGCGUUGUGAAGGACAGAGAGGUGUUGGGCAGAAAGGCCUCCAGCGUUCCUCAGUCCAUCCUGGUGAGGCCAGAGGCAGGCAGGAACCACACAGACAAGGCUACCAAAUCUGUGAGGUUUGUCACCCAGGAUGAGCUGGGGCCUGUGGCUGGUGAGGAGAGCUGGCAGGGCGAGGUGUGGGCUUCCUCCCUCACACUGGGCCGCGACGGCCCCGGCAUCCUCCUCAAAGAUGGCAGGGUGCUCAGGACGGCCUCUACAGACAGCCUAACCUCUUCUCAGAAACCUUCCUCAUACGCACCCUCAUCAACCUCACUGUCAGCAGCAUCACCAACACAGGCCAGUCCCAGCAGGCACAGGCUGACGUCCUCCUACCGGGCCCAGACAGACUCCGAGUUGAGUCUGACCAAGGGAGAGCUGGUGCUGGUCCAUCCACACCGGCCUGACGGGCGGGUUCUGGUGACCCAGGAGAGCAGCGCCCAGACAGGCCUCUUCCACAGCAGCGUGCUCCACUUCCUAGAGAGGCUGAGCUGACUGGUGGUCUGCAGGGUUAUGGGGGAGCUGACUGGUGGUCUUCUGUCCUUUAAAGGAGGUUAUGGCUGUACAUGUGUAUUAUUCAUUAAAAUGUGCUGUGUAAUGUGUCAUUUUGCUGUUGAAUGUGUUGAAGAUGAGAUGACCGGCCUGCCAAAGCAAGUGUGUGUGUGUGUGGAUGAUGUAUAUCGUGUGGAUGUGUGUGUGUGGAUGUAAAUCCUAUGUGUGUGCGUGUUUGCACAUCUUCCAAGAGAUUUACCCAACAAAUGGCCAACCUGUACAAAAUAUAUUUUUCCCUAGAAAUGUAAUGAACCUGUUCAAUACUGUGGUUAAGAUAAAGUUCUAAAAUGUAUUUUUGUGUAUUUGUCUGUGGUUCAAACAUCUGCACAAACUCACCUCUGACUUUAAGAGUGUUUUAUGUGUUGACCUAUAUUAUUGCACACUGUAGUCAGUGCCUUUGUAAAAAGAUA